UUUUGAAAAAAUAUAAUUUAUAAUACCUAAAUUUGCAUUUAAACCUAUUUUCUUGUGCAUUACUUGUAAUUUACCAUAUAGUGUUGCGCAUAAAAUAUGCAAAUUUUUUCACAAUUUUUAAUACUUUUUAAUGCAGAUUUUACGAUUUGCAUGUAAUCAAUAUUUAAUUUAGCUUUGGAAUAAUUUGAUUUCAACGAGAUAUCAAUCCGGAAAGGAAGGAAUGACAGGACAACGCAUUCCGAAACGAUUUGAUUUUCGUUAUAAGGAAGCACGACUUUCCGGACAAAGCCGACAAUUGCGCAUGGAUGCAAUUCGAAUCGAGAAUGAACUGAUGCUAUUGCUUCAGCAGGAAUGUGUUCUCAUUCAGGAUUACAACAUUCAAAUGUUACAGUAUCUGGAAUUGCAAUUGACCUGCGAUAUUAUGCGUCGAAGACUCAAUGCGAUGAAAAAACAGCGGAAACGUUUAUCGCGAAUGCUUUAAAGAACAGGAAUUGAAAUGAAACUGGAAAUGAAUUGUAAUUAAUUAUUCCUAUCUGAUAAUAAUUUAUUUAAUAAUUGGUUUAAUGAAAUUUAUAUUUUGGAGUGAUGAAAUUGCUAUAAAAGUGAUAAAUGUGCUAAUUUUACUAUAAAAAUCUUAAAUUUAUGUCAUGUGAAAACGCUUUUUCGAAAAAUGUUUUUCGAAAAAAAGA
Molecule: messenger RNA, 689 nt
Organism: Loa loa (African eye worm)
Lineage: Eukaryota; Metazoa; Nematoda; Chromadorea; Rhabditida; Onchocercidae
Exons: 3
Coding region: 221-481 (86 amino acids)
Source: RefSeq, a predicted model, not a curated record